Messenger RNA from Medicago truncatula (barrel medic), 1792 nucleotides. Its product is annotated as F-box/LRR-repeat protein At3g59200. The transcript is spliced from 4 exons. The coding region runs from base 172 to 1473 and encodes 433 amino acids. The record is from RefSeq and is a predicted model, not a curated record. Gene Ontology annotation, molecular function: protein binding. Lineage: Eukaryota; Viridiplantae; Streptophyta; Magnoliopsida; Fabales; Fabaceae.
CAAAUGGUUAUCAUCUUCUUUUUAACUUCAUAUCAUACUUUCCCACCGUAUUUCACCGUCACUGUAAAAUCCUACCACCGUUCAUAUUUCCUCUCCUUUAGGUACGUUUUCCUCUUCCAUUUCACCUCUAAUUUUAUUUACAUUUCCCAUAUCCCACAUUAAAACCCUUGCAUGGCCAAAAGAAAACUAGAACUAGAAGAACAAGUUGAUAGGAUCAGUAGUUUACACAAUGAAGUACUUGCUAAUAUCCUUUCAUUCCUACCAACAAAAGAAGCUAUUGCUACUAGUGUUUUGUCACGUAGGUGGGUUUCUCUUUGGACACUUACUAAUUCUCUUCAUUUCCCAGAAAAUUGUCCAACAAGAAAUAACUUUGUUCAAAUUGUGAAAAGUGUCUUAGCUCAAAGAAAACCAAGUUGUAUGAAAAGAGUUUCAUUCUCUAUCCACAAUAACUGUUAUAUCCCACACUUGGUUAGUUCAAUAGUUUGCAUGGCAAGUAAACAAAAAGUUGAGGAGAUAGAUCUUUCUUUAUAUAGUUUAAAAGUUUAUUUGCCUUGUGAGAUUUUCGCUUGCGAAACACUCGUUGUUUUGAAGUUGGUUGGGAGAUUUUACCUGAACCUUCCUUCUCAUCUUCAUCUUCCUUUGCUGAAGAUUUUGCAUUUAUGUAUUUCGUGCAUUGUUGAAGAUAAAGCUCUUAUGAAGCUUUUCUAUGGCUGUCCUGUUCUUGAGGAACUUUACUACGAGGAUGUCGAGUUUAAAUGUAGCUCUUUGUUUGGAAUAUGUGUGCCUACAUUGAAGAGGUUACAUGUUAGGAGUUUUGAUGAAAAAAUUCAUAUUAACACUCCUCUUCUUGAGUACCUUGUACUUGAAGAAACUAAGGCGAGUAAUUAUGAGGUUGAGAAUUUGAACAAAUUGAAAGAAGCACGUAUUGGUAUCUAUUUUGAUCAUGAAAAUAAAGAAGUAAAACAAAAUAUAUCAAAUCUCCUCAAUGGCAUUCAUAAAACCAGGUUUCUUUGCUUAGAUAUGGAUUCCACAGAGGUGCUUACUUAUGCUUGUCUAGAAUUUCCAACAUUUAACAAUUUGGGUUAUCUACAAUUAUAUUUAAAAACCUUUAACUCACAUUUUCUAGUUAAACUGUUACUAGAAAAAUGCCCCAAUCUUGAUGUUCUUGAGAUUAUUAAGGUUGAUGACCUAUGCGAUAAUGAAAUUAAAUGGGCAGAACCAACAAUAGUUCCUAGCUGUCUUUCAUCACACCUUACUACUUUCAUAUUCAGAGAUUAUGAAGGCACGGAUGAAGAGUUUGAACUUAUAAGGUACAUUUUGAAGAGUGGAAAAGUGCUUGAGAGGACCACAAUUUAUUUCGGAAGUAGCUGGGAACCAAGCGAGGCAAGAGAUGCUGUGUCGGAAUUAUGUUCCUUGCCAAAAGCCUCAAAAGAUAACAGGAUUAUGUGCUUCGAAGUUGCCUUGAUGGCAUAAUUAUGUUCUCUGUGCUAGUCUGCAGCAUUGUAUCAUCUCGAAGUUUUUUGUUGGUUUUAGUUUCUGUGUUUCUCGGGUGCUCGCAUGCUUAGACUGCCUCCACUUUUCUGCUGCGUUUUUCUUUUGGGUUAUGUGAUCUGUAUAGUUCUGGUAGGGUACUUUGUAAUUUUCUCUUGUUUAUGGCUGGGUGUUGUGUUGUGUUUUCAACGGGCCGAUUUGUGUGCAUGUAUGCCUUGGUAGCUGCUUGUACAGUUUAAUGUACUCUCGGAUGUCUAUUUCAAAAACGUCUUGUGCUCGAAAUAGUCUAUUUCAAUGAAGA